Molecule: messenger RNA, 1569 nt
Organism: Syzygium oleosum
Lineage: Eukaryota; Viridiplantae; Streptophyta; Magnoliopsida; Myrtales; Myrtaceae
Product: UDP-glucosyltransferase 29-like
Exons: 1
Coding region: 67-1413 (448 amino acids)
Molecular function (GO): UDP-glycosyltransferase activity
Source: RefSeq, a predicted model, not a curated record
UCAAAAGCUUGGAGCCAGCAAUAAUCAGCUAAGAGAGUCACACACACGAGAAAAAUCAUAUCGACCAUGGCUACGACAAGAAGAACCAUUAGGGUUCUCAUGCUUCCAUGGCUCGCUCAUGGUCACAUAGGUCCAUUUCUAGAGCUAGCCAAGAAGCUCUCAAAGAGGAACUUCCACAUCUUCCUAUGUUCAAGUCCUGUCAACCUUAGCUCCAUCGAAAUCCCUCAUGAAUAUUGCUCCACCAUUGAGCUAGUAGAGCUCCAUGUCCCAUCUUUGCCUGGUCUCCCUCCUCAAUACCACACAACUAGGGGCUUACCGCCUCACCUUAUGCCGAAACUCAAGACAGCCUUCGACAUGGCUGGCCCUAACCUCUCCGACAUCAUCGCUGAUCGCCAACCCAAUUUGCUUAUCUUCGAUUAUCUCCUCUCAUGGGCGCCUGAAAUUGCGAGGUCGCAUGGCAUCCCGGCGGUCAACUUCUCGAGCGUGGCAGCAGGGAUGAGCACAUACGUGUUCCACUCCAUCAAGAGGCCGGGCGAUGAGUAUCCUUUCAAGGCGAUUCGUCUUCAAGACCAUUGGAUGGAAAAAUAUAGGAACCAAGUAGAAGAAGCAUCAGAGAGUGGCAUGAGCACCACGGAAAGGGUCGUGCAGUGCAUGAACCAUUCAUCGGGCCUAAUUUUCAUGAAGACCUUCAGGGAAUUGGAGGGCAAAUACAUUGACUACCUAAGUGAUCUUUUGGGGAAGAAAGUCGUGCCCGUUGGCCCACUAGUUCAAGACCCUGUCCAAGAGGAUGGGAAUCACAUAAUUGAGUGGCUUGAUCAAAAGGAAAGAUCGUCGACCAUAUUCGUGUCCUUCGGCACGGAAUACUUCCUCACAGAGAAGGAAAGAGAAGAGAUAGUCUAUGGGUUGGAGCUUAGCAAUGUCAACUUCAUUUGGGUGGUUAAAUUUCCUGUUGAAGAGCACAUCAAUCUUGAAGAGGCACUUCCUGAGGGAUUUCUUGAAAGGGUGAGAGAUAGAGGACGUGUGAUAGAGGGAUGGGCACCGCAAGCUAGAAUUCUUGCACAUCCAAGCGUGGGUGGUUUUGUGAGUCACUGUGGAUGGAGUUCGGUCAUGGAAAGCAUGAAGUUUGGAGUCCCAAUCAUCGCGAUGCCGAUGCAUCUCGACCAGCCGCUCAAUGCGAGGCUCGUUGAGGACAUCGGCGUCGGAUUGGAGGUGAUGAGGAAUGAGAGUGGAGAGCUUGAGAGAGAGGAGAUUGCGAAGGUGAUCAAGGCUGUUGUGGUGGAGGAAGGUGGGGAGUGUGUGAGGAAUAGGGUCAAGGAAGUGAGUAUCGGCAUUAGGAGCAAAGGAGAUGAAGAGAUUGAUGAAGUGGAGGAUGCGAUUGUGAAGCUUUGUGGAGUAGCGACUGGUAGCGUUUGACUGUCCGUUGAGUUCCUGUUGUAGCUUUCAUAAUUAUGUAUGCCGAGGUCAAAAUUUUUAUCGCGCUGCUCUUUCCUAGAGUAGCUUGUGUUUGGAUUACAAUCCAGACGCACGUCCCCAUUGUAUGAGAGAAGAAUAAAAUUCUAUUUUCUGAAA